Messenger RNA from Stereum hirsutum FP-91666 SS1, 2397 nucleotides. RefSeq lists its product as uncharacterized. Bases 1 to 1968 code for a protein of 655 amino acids. NCBI's taxonomy places the organism in Eukaryota, Fungi, Basidiomycota, Agaricomycetes, Russulales, Stereaceae. The record is from RefSeq and is a predicted model, not a curated record. The transcript has 3 exons.
AUGAGCACACCGUCGAAAACGAGCCGGCCGACCCCAAAUCCCAUAGUAACCACACCGUCCGUAAACGCGCCUCGGCCGUUGCACCUCCCUCAUCUCGUCGACUCUGAUCCCGGCCAACAGAACCCGGCCUUGCUGUUGUCCUCUCAAGCGAGCCCAGCCGGCACACCACUCCCGUCGAGCACGACGUCCAUGUCCUAUUCCACCCCUUCAUCCACCACCGAACUCGUCUUCCAGCCGAACGCGCACAAGAGUCGCCCGAGCAGUCUCAAGGUCGCUCGUCGUCAGUCUUCCAUCUCCUACCUUCCUCCCGACAGCGAGAGACACUGGCGGAUACGCUCGCCCACUGUCCCCACAUCGGCUGCGGCCAGUGAGAGCGAGAGCGGUUCUGCGAGUCCUAGUCCGGCGUUGAGCAGGAGCGUGUCGCUGAGCAGUGCUGCUUCCAAGUCAAAGCUGAAGGAGGCGCGUCGGUCGUCGUUCGACCCUCGUCCGGAACGAGCAGCUGCAGCGCUGACACUCGCUGAGAAGCAUGCCGAUCUCUUGCACUUCAUCGCUCAGAAGGAGUCCAAGUGUCUCGAACUCCGCUCACAGCUCUCUUCGCACGAAGCAGAACUCCUCCAGCUCAAACAGAAAUGGGAACGCAUCGUCAACCGCGACUUUGGCAAGGCCCUCAGCUCGACCUACUCUCCCUCUGUCUCCUCAAAUACCCCCAGCACGCCCAGUACGAACGGCAGCAGCAACAGCAAUAAUACUACACAACAAUCCCAAGGCCAUUCUUCCAAUGGUGCGAGCGCUUCGUCCACGAAUCACGGUAACGGAGCCGUCUUUGAUGGGUUUGUGGAGGGCAUGCAGGGAAUGGGCCGUCUAAUCGCAGCAGGACUUACCUCGCCUGCCUUAUCCUCCUCGGGAGCUUCAUCACCCGUCGUUCCUUCUUCGAUUUCGCGCGGACAUGCGCCCUCCUCGUCGUCUGCCAGAUCUUCGACGCUUGGGAGGCGUAUUGCUAACGGCCACGGCCACGGCCACGGGCGUGGACACGCGGCCCACAUGUCCACCUCGUCCACUUCGACGGCCGCGACGGGGAGCACGAGCAUGAGCGGGAGCACGAGGCUGUCGCAGUCCUCGGCGUCGUCGUUGGGGAUGGGCGACGAGCCGAUUUUGGGUGUACAUAAGGAGGAGUCGGACACUGAGGACCAGGUCGGUAGUCAGGAGUUGAUGGUACGGGACACGGGCGCCACACCGACGCUCAGUCCUAAUCCUAAAUUCAUACGCCGCCAUUCUCAACCGCCUUCGAAUUCUUCUUCGCCUGUAUCUAUUUCACCUCCACCCUUGGGUCUCGCCAGCUCGAAGCUUCAUCGCCGACGGUCGCGCGAGGCCCCGCCCCUUGUUUCGCUGGACGAGGCAGAGCCUGAGUUAAAGUCGCAGGACGUGAAGAUGCCGAAGAAGAGGUCGAGUUUGAGCGGGAUGCAGACGGGCGCUGCGCAGACCCCGACGAGUAUACCAGGUAUUGGGAGUUUGUCCGCUAUGGGAGCGCAAGGCUGGGUCGGAAGUGUUGGGAAGAAGUUCGAGGAUCUGCAGAACGGGAAAACUUUCUCUAAAGGCUCAAAACGUGCAUCUUUACUUCUCUCCGACGUAUUCGCCGCUCUCUCUUCUCCAUCUCCUUCCGCCACACCAUUCGCCAUCGUCUCUCCCAGCACAGAAAACACGCCGUCAACGCCUCCCGUUCGUCGAAACCCAUCUCAUACUUCGCUCAUGGACGAUGACGACGACGUUCUCGUAAGCCUCGGUGCAUCUGUCUUGACGCCAGACUCUACCGCACCGGUCACGCCUGUAACUCCCAAGACGAACCUUACUGGAUUGUCUAACUCCGCGAAACCGAUGAGGCCUCUGGUUCCGACUCGGGCUGCGACCACGCCUGCUGUCAAACAGAAUCAAAGUCAAGCUAAAGAUGACGAGGAUGAGUGGAACUGGUAAUCUGUCAACUUCAUCGUCAUCAUUCCUUGUCCUGUCUUGCUUUUCGUUCCCCAUCCUUCCCACCUCAUUCAAUUUUUUAUUCUCAUCUUCUUCAUCUUCAUCUUGGAUACGUAUCAAUCUAUCACACUCCAAUCUACAUAUCUAUACAUCAACCUGCCUGCCUACAUUCGCACGUACUCUGACCAACUCAUGACAAGUUCCAACGAUGACAUACCGGUUCUUCGACGCAGUCCAACAACGUUCAAUAUAUACUAACUACAUUCUACAUUCACACAUUCACACCUACAUACCUGGAUCUCCCUCCCUAAACUGAAACUGGAUCCCCUCCUUCUUCUUUGAACUCUGUAGAAUACAAUUAUGCAUGCUUUUUAGUCGCCUUUCCUUCCCUUCUCUUCAUUCGUCCAUCGAUGCUUUCAACAUCUUUAUUCC